AUGAGAGAUCAAAGACGUAGCGAAAACACGCUGAACAGACCUUCGUCGGCCACACCAGCACCUCGAGAAGUGUACGUUUUUCCACAUCCAUUCCACCAACAUCAUUUAGUGAUGGCUUACCCUCAUCCUUGCAUUUCAGAUUGGAGUGAAUGGUUGAAUGAGAGCACGCAAGAGCUCGAUUCAUUCCUCCUUCCGUUACAGUAGACGACAACUCUUGGAUCUUAG
Haemonchus placei is the source of this 225-nucleotide messenger RNA. The record is from the annotation of a GenBank genome assembly. NCBI's taxonomy places the organism in Eukaryota, Metazoa, Nematoda, Chromadorea, Rhabditida, Trichostrongylidae.